Molecule: messenger RNA, 1167 nt
Organism: Bolinopsis microptera
Lineage: Eukaryota; Metazoa; Ctenophora; Tentaculata; Lobata; Bolinopsidae
Exons: 2
Coding region: 322-1167 (281 amino acids)
Source: RefSeq, a predicted model, not a curated record
CUCUUAGAGACCAAUGUGAUUAUUUCUUUACUUAACAAUACCCGACAGACUGACGACAAACCACUGACUAACAAUCUGGAGAAUGUAGAGAAUGUAGAGAAUGUAGAGAAUGUGGAAAAUGUAGAUCCAUCAGAGGUUGCAGAUUGUGCGGAUGCUACCCUAGCUGAUGCUGCCGAUAUAAUCACUGACGGUGGCUUCACUAUCACUGACGGUGGAUUCACCAUCACUGAGGAUGCUGCUACUCCAGUUCCUGCAGAAGAAGGUGAUGAUUGUAACGAUGGUGAACGAGUCAAACAGUUUGUUAAUGAAGAGGAGGAGAAGAUGGUUGGUGGUGAUGGUGAGCAGGAAGAAAAUAAAUGUGAGCCGGAUGAGAACACUAUCUCAAACAAUGAUCAGGAGUCCAUGAUCAUAUCAGCAGUCACCCCAACACCAGCUACAGUUGAGACAGAAGAUAAAAUACUUAACACAGCACCUCGUGAGGAGGAGCAUAUCAUCAGUAAGGCUCCUUCAAUAGACUCCUUAAACAAGGCUCCUUCAAUAGGCUCCAUAAACAAGGCUCCCUCAAUAGAUGAUUUACAGACUCUUGAUGAAAAGAGCUUGGUAUCUGAAGUAAAUGUGACAGGACAACCACUGAGAAAAUUAUCCACCCCCAUGGCAGGCUUUAUCGAGGUCGAGGAAAUAGAUCUAGAUCAAGGAGGAUCAGGGCCUAAAGAUGACUUUGUGGUGAUUGGGGAUACGAAUAAGAAGGGUGAAGAAGGUCUGAGGAAUUUAGUGAAGGAUCAUGAGAAAAGACUGAGUUGUGCCUCAAUUUCCGUCUCAAAACUGUCUUCGAGAGACAAAGCUAGGGUGAAGAGGGUUUCGGAGAAGAAUCUUAAGACGAUCAAAAAGGAAGUUGAAAAACUGAAAGAAAUUGACCUAGACUAUUUGAAGACAUUGAACAGACACAAUAAUACUGUUGACAAGGAAGAAGAGAAACGGAAAAAGAAGAAAAAGAAGAAGGAGGGCGAGAACAUAAAGCCGGGGGAGGACAGGACGAUAAAGAAAUCCAAACGAGUUUUCAUCGAGGGAGAUAAGGAAGUCAUCGUUACAAUUACAGAAGAGACUGUAGUCAGACCGAUAAAAAAAGGGAAGAAGUCCAAAAAUCGUAGAAAGGUACGACUAAGAUAA